CUUACAACGUAAUCAAGGAAAAAGAAAGUAAAAAUUAUGUCGACUUUAAUGCGCAUGCGAUUUCUAAAUGGUGGGGGGAUCCUUCGGGACAGAAUAUUCCAUAUUUCCGACCGAAGAGCAUUAUCUACUCCUGCUUUAAAGAGAGCCGAUAUGGGAAAACUUACUCCAGAACAACGAGAAACAGACUUAAAACCAUUGUUGUCAAAUGGUUGGUCUGUCAAAGAACAGAGGGAUGCUAUUUACAAGGAAUUUUUAUUUAAAAAUUUUAAUCAGGCUUUCGGUUUUAUGACCAGAGUUGCAUUGCAAGCAGAAAAAAUGGAUCAUCAUCCUGAAUGGUUUAAUGUUUACAACAAAGUAAAUAUUACUCUGUCUUCUCAUGAUGUAAAUGGUUUAUCACAGAGGGAUAUUAAACUUGCAUCUUUCAUAGAUAAAGCUGCUAAAGUAGGAGAAAAUUAA
Habropoda laboriosa is the source of this 456-nucleotide messenger RNA. RefSeq names its product probable pterin-4-alpha-carbinolamine dehydratase (gene Pcd). The transcript is spliced from 3 exons. The record is from RefSeq and is a predicted model, not a curated record. Gene Ontology annotation, molecular function: 4-alpha-hydroxytetrahydrobiopterin dehydratase activity. Bases 37 to 456 code for a protein of 139 amino acids. NCBI's taxonomy places the organism in Eukaryota, Metazoa, Arthropoda, Insecta, Hymenoptera, Apidae. Gene Ontology annotation, biological process: tetrahydrobiopterin biosynthetic process.